ACCUGCAACGAUGGACGUGGGCAGCUGGUGUACGAGAUGGUGGCCAACUACAAGUUAAGUGGAAAUAAUGGUUUUGGUUUCGCCAGGAACGAAAUGAUAACCAAGAGGGAUAUGCCAGUUAAAGUGCUUGAAGAAUGUAUACGCCGUUGCCAAGAGGAUCGUACAACUUCUAUACAGCAGUGUUUAUCUUUCGACUUCAUGCCCAGUAGAAGGCGCUCAGGGGUAUUUGUCGACCCUGAAAGUCGGCCUCUUUCAGAGGCAUAUAAAAACCCAGAAGAAACCGCAAGUGUUGAACGCAGAAGUAGCGAAAACCAAAGAGUUGGAAAGGUUUUAGCGAGAGAAAGAUUUAGUGAGACUGUGCUGUCCACUGAUCCACACAACAGAGGGGCCCCUAGCGGUGACAGAACAAGAUUAUACGGAGAUUCUACAUGUUAUUUGCACUACGACCGAGCCUCACCAGAUGGCAGUGAUAGAUUAGUUCGAGAAGCGGAUGCAUGGCAUUUUAACGAAAUAUGUCUCACAUACUCCAAGAUUUGUUCCAACAAAGCUUUUAUCAUGGAUGCUGGGAAGGAACUAGAUGGCGCUUAUGACCGGGAUUUAGUCAGCGUUAGCGAUUAUAGCAAGUGUUCAACACUGUGUACCAACAGUCUUGAAGAUCGUGGUUUCCUCUGUAGAUCCUUCGUCUUCGACGACACUUCUCACACUUGCCUGCUGUACGACGAAGACCCGGUCGGGUACAAAGAAAGUCCAGAAGCUAACGACGCUCUGAGGAGCAGUAGCGGGAAUUACUUUAGAGUUCUCUGUGGAACACAGGAGCAAGACUACAACUAA
This is a messenger RNA of Limulus polyphemus (Atlantic horseshoe crab), 831 nucleotides long. RefSeq lists its product as uncharacterized. The transcript has 4 exons. NCBI's taxonomy places the organism in Eukaryota, Metazoa, Arthropoda, Merostomata, Xiphosura, Limulidae. Bases 37 to 831 code for a protein of 264 amino acids. The record is from RefSeq and is a predicted model, not a curated record.